UUUAGAAAUUUUCGUUAAAAUCUUUGCGUUUGUUUUGAAGUUUUGAAUAACGAAAAUCUAUUCAAAAUGAAAAUUUUAAAAUAAAGUAUUUUAUAAAUUUUAAAGUAAUCUCAUAAAUUAUUUGUGUAUUAAUCGGUACUGUGAGAUCUGCUGCCAGAGCUGUUGACAUACCUUACUUAACUUUACACUCUCCCUUAAUGAAGUUACAAAAUCCAGCAAAAGUAACGCAUGUGAAAACUCUUUCUUAUAUUUCAGCAGAACAUGAGAAUGAGUUGGCUGCUUGCCUAAAAUCUAUGGAGAGAAAAAGAAUACCAGAUACUGAGUGGAUUGAUGAAGUUUUUGAUACAGAGUUUCUUCAAGCCAAUCAUGAGAGGAGAGGAAAAAGGUCAUCUAUUUUAAAGCAAGCAAAAAUCCCAAACCUUGAUAUCUGUGAUGAUGAAUAUGAUGUAAGGUAUGGUAGAAAGAGUCAAAAUCUUAAAAGAAGAGUUAGUUUUGCAGAUACUUUUCAAGUCAAGGAAUUAAAUACUGGAAAUAUUUACGACAUUCCUGGAAGAAAUGCUGUAGAAUCUUCGAAAGACUCUUCUUUCAGCAUUCAUUUUCCUAAUUUCAACUCAGAUAAGGAGGAUAAAGAAAAUGUUGAUAUAAAUUCUUUUAGGAUUGCUAUGACUGAAACACAUCAAUCUAUGAAUCAAAUUAUAGUCCAGAGAGAAAUAAUGGCUGAAGAUAUGUCCCUAUCUGAAUCUGUUAUAGUGUCUGAGGAUUUGGAUAAACUACCAUUAAAUAGUACAACUCUACCAAAUGGUUUGAAUAAACAGACUGAUUUUUAUGGUGAACAAGAUAUGAAUCUGACACUAUUGCCUGGAAACAAUCUCCACCAUUCAGAAUUAAAAAAUAACAUUGAAGAAAAUCAAUAUCCAACAUGCACAAUUGUUACUUCUGUCUCUUGCAUGGCACAUACGUUUCAUUGUCCUGAUUCAAAACAUAAUUGUUUACUCCAAGGAAGGUCUCAUAUAACACAGAUUGAAGUACCUGCUGUUGAUGAUCAUCUUUACCUUGAAAGUAUCCCCAUAUAUUCUAAUGACCCAGAUAAAGAAAAUAUAUACCAAAAGAAGCUGUCAGCCAUUGCAAGUGCUCAACAAGGUCAGAAAAAAAGCUUUAGAGUUGUUUCAGAUGAUGUAAAUAAUCUAAAUACAAAAUCACAAAAAGCUUUAAAACCAAUUUUCAUAUCAGAAAAUACCAUAAGGCCUAGUGAAAAAGCGACUUUUACUCCAAAAUGCUUAAUGUCAGCUGGCCAAACCCAACUAGAUGUGGAAGACAUGGAUCUGACCUGUGAUGUUACCAGUAUUACAUCAACUCAAAUCAAAAGCUUAACUGAUCGGCAAACAUACGGAACAACUAAUAAAGGUGCAAGUAGAGAAGGCUCAAAGACGAUGCAUUUCCAAUCUAAUAACAUGGAUUUAACCUGCUUGUCUGUCAAAUCUAAGAAAUCUCUUGAUUUAACAGGCUUUGACAAACUUAAUUUGGAUACAGUUUCAAAUGAAAUGGAUAUAACUUGUAAUUUCGGAAGUAUUUCUCGUAUGGAUUUUCAACCAGGAAAUCCGUUAACAAAACCAAGUAUUGCUAAAUUUCUUGAUCACGGUGAAAGCACAGUUCCUUAUUCCCCAACUUUACCUAUUCAUUCUAAAAACAUGGAAUUUUCAUGCAUCGUUCCUUAUGAAUCUAGCGAUCCCUCUGUUAAUGAUUUUUAUGUAUCUCGUGAUUCUAAAGUGUCUCCAUCAGAUUCGAUUAUAAAUACUCAGCAAACAAAUGAUACUUCGGGAAACAAGAAGAGUUUGAUAGAUAUUUCUAGUAACAAACAGGCUUAUCACUUUUCCCAGCUUUUUUCUGGUAGAGAAAAUCAUGAUCACACACAAAGAAAAUCUUGUACUAUGGAUGAGACUAUUUGUUCUCCUAGAGUCACAAAAGAUCUUUCAAUUUUGAAUAAAAAAAAUUUGUCUGAUGCAAAUGAUGAGAUUUUAAACAUUCUGAGUGGUGUUGAGCACUCAAUUCAUAAAGAAAAUGAUUGUUUAGUGGGUACUCUGCCCCCUUCAGCUUCUUCAUCUAAAAUUAGUUUUGCAGAAGAAAUACUACAAGUUUCAAAUAAUUCCUUAAAACGACAAUUGCUAACCACUGAACAAGGAAAUCUGUCAACAAAACCAACUAUUACAGUAUUUCAUGAUUAUGGUGAAAACACAGUUCCUUAUUCCCCAACUUCACCUAUUAUUUCUAAAAGCAUGGAAUUUACAUGCAUGAUUCCUUAUAAAUCAAGAAAUCCUUCUGUUAAUGGUUCUGAAGUGUCUCGAUCAGAUUCUAUUCUAAAUACUCAGCGAACAAAUGAUGCUUCGGGAAGCAAAAAGGGUUUGAUGGAUAUUUCUAGUAACGAACAGGCAUAUCACUUUUCCCAGCUUUUUUCCGAUAAAGAAAAUUAUAAUCGCACACAAAGAAAAUCUUGUGCUAUGGAUGAGACUAUUUAUUCUCCUAGAGUCACAAAAGAUCUUUCAAUUUUGAAUAAAAAAAAUUUGUCCUACGUGAAUGAUGGGAUUUUAAACAUUCAGAGUGGUGUUGAGCACUCGAUUCUUAAAGAAAAUGAUUGUUUAGUGGGUACUCUGCCCCCUUCAGCUUCUUCAUCUAAAAUUAGUUUUGCAGAAGAAAUACUACAAGUUUCAAAUAAUUCCUUAGAGCAACCAUUGCUAACCACUGAACCAGGAAAUCUGUUAACAAAGUCAACCAUUACAGAAAUUCAUGAUUAUGAUGAAAACACAGUUCCUUAUUCUCAAGCAUUAAAUUAUGAUCGCACACAAAGAAAAUCUUGUGCUAUGGAUGAGACUAUUUGUUCUCCUAGAGUCACAGAAAGUUAUGAUCGCUCACAAAGAAAAUCUUCUGCUAUGGAUGAGACUAUUUGUCCUCCUAGAGUCACAGAAAAUUAUGAUUGCACACAAAGAAAAUCUUGUGCUAUGGAUGAGACUAUUUGUCCUGGAGUCACAGAAAAUAAUGAUCGCACACAAAGAAAAUCUUGUACUAUGGAUGAGACUAUUUGUUCUCCUAGAGUCACAGAAAAUUAUGAUCGCCCACAAAGAGAAUCUUGUGAUAUGGAAGAGACUAUUUGUAUUCCUAGCGUCACAAAAAAUCUUUCAAUUUUGAAUGAAAAAAAUUUGUCCUUUCCGAAUGAUGAGAUUUUAAACAUUCAGAGUGGUGUUGAGCACUCGAUUCUUAAGGAAAAUGGUCGUUUAGUGGGUACUCUGCCCCCUUCAGCUUCUUCAUCUAACAUUAAUUCUGCAGAAGAAAUACUACAAGUUUCAAAUAAUUCCUUAAAACGAUCAUUGCUAACCACUGAACAAGGAAAUCUGUCAACAAAACCAACUAUUACAGAAUUUCAUGAUUAUGGUGAAAACACAGUUCCUUAUUCCCCCACUUUACCUAUUAAUUUUAAAAGCAUGGAAUUUACAUGCAUGGUUCCUUAUGAAUCAAGAAAUCACUCUGUUAAUGAUUCCGAAGUGUCUCGAUCAGAUUCUAUUCUAAAUACUCAGCAAACAAAUGAUAUUUCAGGAAACAAGAAGAGUUUGAUGGAUAUUUCUAGUAACAAGCUGGCUUAUCACUUUUCCCAGCUUUUUUCUGAUAAAGAAAAUUAUAAUCGCACACAAAGAAAAUCUUGUGCUAUGGAUGAGACUAUUUAUCCCCCUAGAGUCGCAGAAAAUUAUGAUCGCACACAAAGAAAAUCUUGUUCUAUGGAUGAGACUAUUUGUUCUCCUAGAGCCACAAAAAAUCUUUCAAUUUUGAAUAAAAAAAAUUUGUCCUAUGUGAAUGAUGAGAUUUUAAACAUUCAAAGUGGUGUUGAGCACUCAAUUCAUAAAGAAAAUGAUUGUUUAGUGGGUACUCUGCCCCCUUCAGCUUCUUCAUCUAAAAUUAGUUCUGCAGAAGAAAUACUACAAGUUUCAAAUAAUUCCUUAGAGCAACCAUUGCUAACCACUGAACCAGGAAAUCUGUUAACAAAGCUAACCAUUACGGAAUUUCAUGAUUAUGAUGAAAACACGAUUCCUUAUUCUCAAACAUUGCCUCUUCAUUCUAAGAACAUGGAAUUUACAUGUGUUAAUCCUUCUGAAUCUAGUGCUCCCUCUGUUAAUGAUUCUGACACAUAUAAAGAUGAAAUUAUUUUCCAUGAGCAAACUAAGAAUAAAGACGGAGAAACCUCCAAAAUGAGUGAAAAACCUGAAAGUGUAUAUAUUCUGCCUUCUUCAACCACUUCAACUAAAACUAGUUCUUCAAACCAAUUACUAAAAGAUUCAAAGAAUUCUUUAAAGCGACCAUUACCUUCAACGCCUGGUAUUGUGUAUUCAAUUAGAAAUAUUAAGAAACAUAAAGUUGGCCAUGACGAUAAGAAAAGCGAUACUGAAAAUCAAGAUUUGGGAUAUAGUUUGAAAACAUUAAAGCAUCAUGAACUAAAGGUUGGGAUUCAGUCUGAAACUAAUAUUUCAGCCCCUCUUACAGUGAAUAACAAUUCUAACAUGAUUUCUUUACCAACCUUUAUAAAACAUUGUGUCACCCCUUCUGAAAAUGAGCAAAUUAACAAUCAUAUAACACCUUUAGCUACUAUUUUUUCAGAACUACCUUCUUCUAUUUUCCAGAAUAUGUCUUUUAAAGAGUUUGAUGUUAGUUCUCCCAGACAUCAAAAGAAAAAUGAUAAAAGUUCAGUAGAAGAAGUCAAUCAUAGUGUUACUAGUAACAGAUGUUCACUCCGCAGAAGCUCAAUAAAAGAGAAGAUUUCUAACUCAUAUCUGAUGUGUUCUUCCUCAGAAUUAAAGGAAAUAGAUGUGACUGCUCCUUCUCAGCCAAGUUUACCAGAGAAAAGCAUGGAUCUUGAUCUUGAUGUUCCAAAAUCUGCCUUGCUUGAAUCAUCUUUAGUAAAUCCAAAAAAUGUAUCUGCUCAAAUUGAACCAAGUUUACUAGAGAAAGAAAUAGAUCUUGAUAUUCCAAAAUCUUCUUUCUGGCUUGAAUCAUCUUCUGUAAAUCUGAAAAAAAUAGAUGGAGCUGUCCCACCUCAACCAAGUUUACUAGAGAAAGAAAUGGAUCUUGAUGUUCCAAAAUCUUCUGUCUUACUUGAAUCAUCUACUCUAAAUAUGAAAAAUGUAACUGUUCCUCCUCAAUCAAGUUUACUAGAGAAGGAAAUGGAUCUUGAUGUUACAAAAUCUUCUGUCUUGCUUGAAUCAGCUUUAGUAAAUCCGAAAAGCAUAACUCCUCUACCUGAAUCAAGUUUACACGAGAAAGAAAUUGAUCUUGAUGUUCCAAAAUCUUCUGUUUUGCUUGAAUCAUCAAAUAAUAUUGUGGAAAGUAUAACUUCUCAACCUGAACCAAGUUUACAAGAGAAAGAAAUGGAUCUUGAUGUUCCAAAAUCUUCUGUUUUGCUUGAACCAUCCACUGAAAAUGUGAAAAAUGUAACUGUUCCACUUCGACCUAGUUUACUAGAGAAAGAAAUGGAUGUUGAUGUUCCAAAAUCUUCUGUUUUCCAUGAAUCUUCUACUAUAAAUAUGAAAAGUGCAACUGUUCCACCUCAACCAAGUUUGCUAGAGGAAGAAAUGGAUCUUAAUGUUCCAAAAUCUUCUGUAUUGCUUGAAUCAUCUUUAGUAAAUCUGAAAACUGUAAGUUCUCAUCCUGAACCAAGUUUACAAGAGGAAGAAAUGGAUCUUGAUGUUCCAAAAUCUUCUGUUUUGCUUGAAUCAUCAACUGAAAAUGCGAAAACAGUUACUGUAUCUGACGUAAAAUUAAAACAUACUUUUUGUGAAGCAGUUACUAGUGAAUUACCAGAAAUUACACUUUCCUUUGAAUCAUCUAUGACUGGUUUAAAAGGUGCAACUUCUGAAGCGCAAAAUAUAGAGCAAAAUUUUCAAGCAGAAGUUGUAUUUUCCUCAGAUGUUUCACAAAGGACUCCUUUGAACGAAAAGAUGCUGCACUCUUCAGCAUUUAGACUCCUGCAUUCAGAAACAAGUAUUACAACAGACAUUUAUUCAAUGGAGCAGGCAUCAUCAACUGUUGCUAAUUCUGAUUUAACUGAUGGUGCUAUUAUUACUAAAGUUUCUGUAAAGACUAUUACAAAUACAACUGCUGAAAUGAAGGUAGAACUAGAAUCACCAGAUAAAAGUGAAAUGGAAUUUGAAAAAAUGGCUGCUCCUCAAAAGUCAUCUGCUGUAGCUUGUACAAAGGAAGAGCUUCCUAAUUCUUCCUGCCCUUCAAAUUGUCCCAAUGUGCCUGAAAGUGAAACUAGUUCAACCAGUCCAGUUAAUUCAACAGAAGCUGUUGAAAAGAAGCCAACGAAAAUAGAUAAUGCAUUGACUCUGAAAAAGUUCAAAGAAAUUCUUGAGCAAGAAUCAUCGGGGGAGAAAUGCAAGUGGAAACUGAAAACAUUGAAACAGAAUCAAGCAGUUUUUGAGCUAUCAUGGGGUUGUCGAGUGGGUUUCUUAAGAUACACGUGCACUCUGUUUUUACACAUUCAGCAAACAAGCCCUAAUGAAUCUUCUGUAGAAUUCCGUCGAGGAGAGGAUGAUGAUUUUGAUACAAUUACUGAGCUUGGUUACAAAGCUUUUCAUCAUCUUGUAAGAGAAAAAUCCAUCAUGCACCCAGUUUGUAGCAAGCAAACUUUAUUGAAGCUAUCUGAAUAUUCUGCUAUUGCUUUAAAAGUAGAAACAUUAAUGAGAGAUUUGCUGAAGCUAUUCUUCUCACGCUAUACCUACAACAUAUCUGAAGGUGUAAACCCUUUAAAGAUUCAUAUAGAUGUUGAAAAUAAAAGACAGAGGUCAAAGUGUAUUGUUACCUGUCUUGUCGAUCUUAGCUCCUACCCAAAUAUAAAAAUUGUGCCUCAAAUCAAGCAUCAAUAUUUUGAUGAUUUAACUGAUGAAAUUCAAAGAGCAGUUGCUUUGGUUGAACCUGGAAAAAAUUAUAUCUGGAAUAUAACACUAGCAGCCCAUAGUGUGUAGUUAUGCAUUUACGAAGAUUGAAAUUUUAUUUGUUUAUCUCCCUUUUUUUACAAACUUGUAUUUAUAUUUUUACCAAAUUUUAUGUAUUUUAAAAUUGUAUUAAAAAUCAUUUAAAAUU
Molecule: messenger RNA, 7122 nt
Organism: Parasteatoda tepidariorum (common house spider)
Lineage: Eukaryota; Metazoa; Arthropoda; Arachnida; Araneae; Theridiidae
Source: RefSeq, a predicted model, not a curated record